This is a messenger RNA of Aspergillus alliaceus, 1633 nucleotides long. Its product is annotated as MFS transporter. Bases 191 to 1633 code for a protein of 480 amino acids. Gene Ontology annotation, molecular function: transmembrane transporter activity. The transcript has 3 exons. Gene Ontology annotation, biological process: transmembrane transport. The record is from RefSeq and is a predicted model, not a curated record. Lineage: Eukaryota; Fungi; Ascomycota; Eurotiomycetes; Eurotiales; Aspergillaceae.
UGUCCUGUUUCAUUUUCGUAUCGGCCUUCUGCCCGAGUUCAUCUCCAACUGUCUACCAAAAGUUACCCGAAAUAUCACGUAUUGGGACACAUCUAGGUGCCAGGCAUUUUUGGCCGUCUUGUUAUAUAUAUUGGUAGAUGCCUACUUUCGUAACGCAACCCGAAAGACAGACAGGCAGUAAGUCAAUAGGAUGGGUAUUCAACGGAACAAUGAUAUUGAGAACUGUGGUCUGUCCGAUCGUUUCGUGACAGGAGAACUGCCCCAGGCAGACAGGGCCUCAGUGAGUCUAGAUGAGCACGAAGAUCCCAGGAAAUGGCCAGGAGGGAAGAAAUGGCUGUGCACGGUGAUUGUGGUUAUGAUGACCGCAACGAUAGCAUUUUGCUCGAGUAUAUACACGGCUGGUACUACUCACAUCACCGAAUACUAUGGAUGUUCGCGGACGGUUGCCACUCUUGGGGUGACCACCUUUCUUCUGGGAUUCGCAUCGGGGCCCCUUAUCUUUGCACCUCUAUCCGAAGUCUGUGGCCGAAACCAAAUCUUCCGACUUACGCUAGGCCUUUUUGUGCUCUUCCAAAUCGGGUGUGCUUUAGCCCCCAAUAUUGCAGCCUUGAUCAUCUUCCGCUUUUUCUCCGGGUUCUUUGGUUCCCCGACGGUAACCAACUCUGGAGGCUGUAUUACUGAUAUCUGGCCCCAAAGCAACCGCUCCGUACCGUUAGCAUUGUUUUCUGCUGGAAGCUUUCUCGGUCCUGUGUUUGCCCCAGUGGUCGGCGGUUUUGUUUCCGAGUACCUAUCCUGGCAGUGGAACUUUUGGCUCGUUCUUAUUCUGAGUGGAGCUGUCUACGUCGUCUCCUUGAUCUUCCUACCAGAGACAUACCCUCCAAAACUGUGGCGGGACAAGGCACGUCACUAUGGCAUACAGGCGGCAGAGACCUCCUUGAAGACACAGCUUCGCAAGACCCUGAUUCGGCCCUGGCGGAUGCUAUUUGCAGAGCCCAUCCUCUUCCUACUUUCGCUGUACAUGGCCUUUAUCUAUGGCAUCCUGUACCUCGACUUCACGGCAUAUCCCAUCGUGUACGGACAGUCCCGUGGCUGGUCAGCAGGUAUGUCCGGCCUCUCAUUCCUCGGAAUGGGCGUGGGUAUGGCGGUUGCAACAAUAGGAUCUCCAUACGUCAAUGUCAUCCAUGGCAAAUAUGUCGCCAAACUCGGCCCCGAGCCCGAGGCCCGACUGCCACACCUGGUGAGCCUCUCCUGGCUUAUUCCCGCCGGUCUAUUCUGGUUUGGCUGGACCGCAAUGCCCCCUACCCAUUGGGUGGUUAGUAUCCUGUCUGGGGUGCCCUUUGGGUUCAGCCUCAUCAUGCUCUUUCUCGGCAUUACAUCUUACCUCACUGAUUGCUACGGCCCAUAUGGUGCCAGUGCUCUAGCAGCAAACGCGGUCUUCCGAUCUAUCUUUGGCGCUGUGUUUCCGCUGUUUGGGACCGACCUUUAUGAUGGGUUAGGGGUGCCUUGGGGGUCAAGUUUACUGGGUUUUGUGGCGCUGGCAUUGGCGCCUUUGCCCUGGGUGUUCUAUCGUUUUGGUCCAAGGAUUAGGAUGAGGAGUAAGUAUCAUCGGAUGAUGGUGGAGGGUGACGCAUGA